UUUUUUCUUCCACCAAUUGUCUAACAGCGGGAAUACACGCGAUUUUUUCAUGAAAGCAAAUAAUUUACCAAGUAUAAAUAAAUAAUUAAAUGAUUGUGAAAUUAGUGAUUAUAUAGCAAUAUAAAUAAUUUAAUAGUUGUGAAAAUUUAAAUAAGUAAUAUAUUUAGGAAAUACACGCUAAUUCGGAAGUCUUUUCAUAACGAAUAGCAAACGAAAAAGUAAUCGGAAAAUUAAAAAAAACUUGUCUACGAGGGAAAAUAGACGCUCGCUAUAUUUGUAUACAAUAAUAGGAAAACAUAAUUAAAGAAUUAAACAUGGAUAAUAUUGAACAUUUGUAUAAAUGUUAUGAAAUUUUAUCGGAUGCUGGUGACAAAAUAUCAGAACAUGUUUCUGAAUACAAGGACAUUUUGAAAGCCGUCAAAGGCUCAUCGAAGGAAAAACGUUUAGCUUCACAAUUUAUUGGUAAAUUUUUCAAACAUUUUCCGGAUUUAUCUGAUACCGCUAUUGAUGCACAAUUAGAUUUAUGCGAAGAUGAUGAUAUGCAGAUACGCCGCCAAGCCAUUAAAGAUUUGCCUAAAUUAUGUCAGGACACCGUAGGCAUAACAGCCAAAGUUGGUGACACCUUAGCCCAGUUAUUGGUUUUGGAUGAUCCUUUGGAAUUGCAGCAAGUUAACAAUUCCUUGCAAACUAUUAUCAAGAUGGACUGCAAGGGUUCUUUAACUGGUAUCUUUACACAAAUUUCAAAUGGUGAUGAACCGACACGUGAACGUUGCUUUAAAUUUAUUGCCACCAAACUAUUUGCCAUGGGACCAACGAUAGUUACCAAGGAAAUUGAAGAAUUUAUUAUUGAUGAAAUCAAGAAAAUUUUACAGGAUGUUACGGCCGAUGAAUUCCACUUGUGUAUGAAUAUUUUGGGAAGCACUAAACUCGGCACAACCAUAACAGGACAUGCUGAAUUAGUUAAUUUGGCCAAAGAACAAGCCGAACUUAAUGCUGACAUUGAUGCUAUAACCAUAGAAGAUGAAAUUGUUGAACGUUUCAUACAGUGUGCCACACACGCCAUGCCAUACUUUUCGAAUACCAUAAAAUCAACAGAAUUUGUGGUUUAUGUUUGUGAUAAAUUAUUACCUUUGAGCACUUGGAAUAUGAUAGCCACAGCAGCCGCACAAGAUCAAGUACAAUUGCGUUUGUUGAAAGUUUUUGCUGAAAUGUGUGCAUAUUGUGAUGUCUUAGAAAAUGCCACACAACGUAUUGACAAUAUUUAUCAAGUAUUGAGAGAGUACAUGCCUCUACCUCAGCUUAAAGAUGACGAAGACAUUAUUAGUCCUCCACCAUCUUUUCAAUUUUCACAUGCUGAGUGUUUAUUGCAUGCUGUACACACUUUGGGCAAAAAACAUCCCGAUAGUUUGUCAUUUGUUAAUGAUGCCGAAAAAUUAAAAGAUUUUCGCUCUAGAUUACAAUAUUUGGCCAGAGGUACUCAAGGUUAUAUUAAAAAAUUAGAGGAAGCUGUUAAAGGCAAAUCAGCCGAAGAUUUGAAAACCGAAGAAAAUCAAUUAAAAUUGACUGCUUUGAAGACUACAUCAAAUAUUAGCACUUUAAUAAGAGAUUUAUUCCAUUCGCCACCAAGUUUCAAGCACGAAAUUCAAUUGUCAUGGGUUAAACGUAAAAAUAAUAAACUUGGAUCUAAACGUCACGCCCCCAUAACCUUCGAUGGCAAAGCGGAAAACGGUAAAGAAGAAGAAAAGAAAACAAAAAAUGCAACAGAUCAGAAAAUCUAUUCGCCGCCUUCGGGUAAAUAUUCAGCCAAAGUACAAAACUAUGGCAACAAUCAAAACAAUCGUCAACGUUCUCGCAACUCUGGAGGCGGUGGUGGUGGCGGUGGCUACAGAAAUCGUCGCAAUUUUAAAAAAUACUAAACAUAAAUAUCAAUGUAAAAGAGUAGUGCAUAUUUAGAAGCUGCUUUUCCCUAAUAUUAGUUUAAUAAUAACAAACCUAAAAACAACAACAACAAUAUGAUAUGAUAUUUAAGCUGAUGAUGGUGGCUAAGCAACAAAAAUAUCAUGCAACUUUAAACUUUUUCAACACUUAACUAGUCUGCAAAUUCAAAUACAUUAAACAUAUAACUUAGAGUUAAACAAUUUCUUCUCCAUUACUUCCACUGCAAUUACUCUGCUCAUAUACGACAGCAAUUUCAAAGCAACACACAAGGGAGGACAACUUAAUCUCUUGGUCGUUUACUACUACAGAUUUAAAUGUGGUUGGAGAAAAUGAAAUCAAUCUUAAUUUUUCUGUUCUUCUCGAUUAUAAAAAGGUAAGCUUUACAACUUUUUUAAUAAUUUGAAUUUUUUUCUCUCAUUUCAGUUUUUUUUUUUGAUAAAAGAAAGUUUGAGCUUCUUCAAUAACAAACACUUCAAAUAAAGUAAAUUUUUCUCUUACGUAAUUGCUUUAACUCAUUUAGCUAAAUUGUUAAUACAUUUAUUUCUUUUUUCUUAAAAAACAAUUCUUUUAAUUUUUCAUGCUCUCGACAACUUAUGUUUUUUUUAUUAUUUGUUUUAUAUUCAUCAUUUUUUUUUUGUGUAAGCAAUUGUUAAAUGCUUUCCUUUUAUAAUAACUUUAAUAUGUUUACGAGAUUAACAUUUAAAAAAUGUUUCACCAUGUAAAUCAUAAAAGAAAAUUAUUUAUUUCUUCUUUUUAUUUAAAAAAAAAAUGAGUAAAUAUCAAAUAACUUACGAUAUUUUGUUUUCGAAACUAAUCACUUUAAUAAUAUAGAAAAGUAACUAUUUUACAAAACGUUUUUUUUAUAAUUUAAAUCUUUCUAAGCACUAUUUUCACCAUGUCUAGUUAUUUCUUUACUUCAAGUUGUACUGUCAGUAUAACUAUAGGUUAAACAAUAACUAAACAUUGUGAAAAUGGGGGUAAGUUUUCUUUUAAUUUGUUUAGAUUUUCUUUUUCCAAUUUUUUUUAUAUUAUUUUUUCCCCAAACGUUUUGUUAAAAGUUCUUUUCAAUUCAAUUUUCUCUUAAAUUCUUAUAAAUAUUAUAACGUUUUAAUGUAAUUUUUAUAUAUAUACUCAAAAAUAUAUAUUUAUAUUAAAAACAAAUUAAAAAGAACAAACAAAUUAAUUUAAUGAAAAAAAUUCUUAAAAUCGUAAAAUGAUUAUUGGUGUGUGUAUAUUAACAUUUCAUUCUCAUCUUUUUUUCUUCAUUUAUAUACACCGCCUUUAGUUAUUUCUUUAUUUCUUUCUUUCGGUAUAUAUUCAAUCAUUCAUAUUAUUAAUUGUAAUUUUAAAAUGAAUAAUAAAAAUAAUUAUUAUAAAUAUCUCGACUUUGUUCGUUGAAAAAAAAAAUAAAUCUACGAAUUAUAUAUGAGUCGCAAUAUACUUAUAUUUAAAUCAAUAAAAUUACAAAAAAAAAACAAACAAAAAAAA
This is a messenger RNA of Calliphora vicina (urban bluebottle blowfly), 3426 nucleotides long. It is a transcript of the gene cass, whose product is annotated as cassowary. Gene Ontology annotation, biological process: negative regulation of apoptotic process. Gene Ontology annotation, cellular component: nucleus. The record is from RefSeq and is a predicted model, not a curated record. Lineage: Eukaryota; Metazoa; Arthropoda; Insecta; Diptera; Calliphoridae. The transcript is spliced from 9 exons. The coding region runs from base 315 to 1916 and encodes 533 amino acids. Gene Ontology annotation, molecular function: RNA binding.